AUGACUACGCUACUACAGAAUGAUCAGGGGGAUAUACCGUCUAAUACAAAUGAUGAUGAUCCAGCAAACAUGUUACAAGAGCUAAUAAAUCAAUUUAGUUCAAGUCAUGAAUUCUUAGCUAUUGAACAAAUUCAAUCAAUUAUUAAUAAUCAAAAUAUUUCAAAUUCAAAUGAAAUAGCUAAGACCAAUGAGACAAUAGUCAAUUUAAAAAGAGAAAUAGAAUUAAAACAAAACUCAUUACAAAUGUUAAAUAAAGUAAAUGAUAUAAAUUAUGAAUUAAUUCAAACAUAUACAUCAUCAAUUUCUAACUCACAACAACAACAACAACAACCUCAAAUAAAUAAUUCAGAAAAUAUAUUUCAAUUAAUUAAAUCAAAAUCAAUAGAAAUGGAAAAUUAUAAAAUAAAAUUAAUAAAAGAAUUACAAGAUUUAACAUCAUCAAUAAAUAAUUUAAAUUCAAAUGAAAUUAAAUUUAAAAAUGAAAUAAAUAAAAUAAAUAAUAAAAUUGAAAAUUCAAUAAAUGAAUUUGAAAAAAAUUUAAAUUUAAAUUCAAAUGAAUUAUUAGAACAAGAUUUAACUAUUUUAUUAAUUAAUUUAUAUAAAAAUUUAGGUAUAAAUUUAGAAAGUUCAAAAAAAUCUACUGUUGAUAGUCCGAUAGAAAAUGAAGAAUUUUUAGAUGAACCUGAAGAUAUAAUGAUAAUUAAGGGGAAAGAUGAUAAUGUUACUGCAUUACCUUUAGAAGCAAGAUAUACAGAAGAAUUUAUAUCGAAUUUUAUAUGGGAUAAAAUAGAUUAA
Molecule: messenger RNA, 795 nt
Organism: Lodderomyces pseudojiufengensis
Lineage: Eukaryota; Fungi; Ascomycota; Pichiomycetes; Serinales; Debaryomycetaceae
Product: kinetochore-associated Ndc80 complex subunit
Exons: 1
Coding region: 1-795 (264 amino acids)
Source: RefSeq, a predicted model, not a curated record